This is a messenger RNA of Vigna angularis (adzuki bean), 1916 nucleotides long. RefSeq lists its product as uncharacterized. The transcript has a single exon. The record is from RefSeq and is a predicted model, not a curated record. Bases 1208 to 1666 code for a protein of 152 amino acids. Lineage: Eukaryota; Viridiplantae; Streptophyta; Magnoliopsida; Fabales; Fabaceae.
GCAGUUAGUUAGCAGUUGGCUGAGGUUAACUAAUUUAUAUUUUUCUAGACAGAAAUAUAAACAAAGCAUUAAUCAAAGUACACCCAACCUUAAACUUUUGUUCCUUAUAGUACCUGAACCAUAUAUAUAUAAACUGCAUUUGUUGCGUCGUCACCCCUGCAUGAUCAACUAACAGAUUUAAUAUAAUCUCUCUUUAUUCAACCAUUCAAUCUCUGCUUUCCUUCCUACCGAAAGCCAAAGGAAGAAUGAGGUUCUGUUGUUGCAUCCCUUUGUUCUGUUGUGCCUCUGAUUAAUUUCUAUCAGUAUCAAACAAUUAGAACCGAAGAACAAGUAAGAGGAAAUUCAGCAAUUUUUGCUUUUAAAAUUGUCUUGGACGUCACCUAAACCAUGAAGUGAUGCAAUUUUAGUAAAAAGUAAACAAACAUAACUAUACAUGUCGUUGGAAGUAUCACAAAAGCGUAAAUAAGUUGAUAGAGUUUGAAUCUUUAAAUCUGCUAUCGUGUUGAAGAAAGGGUCUAACCAUGUGGUAUAAAAGUAAGAUUUUUUCUUGCACUUGAAUAUAAAAGGAACAAAAAUACCACUCAACCUUAUAGCUAGUUAUAGUAGAUUUUUUUCUUCCCCACCUAACUGGGACAUGGUAGUUUGGUCCCAAAGCUAAGCAUGCCCACCCAAUCAAAUCAGACCACUUGCAUGAUUUGGAAGUGCAUAGAUGGCAUAGACUGUUAUGGCACAACCAUAUACUAUGCAAAAUCAUAUAGGAGUAUAGUUGCUGCAUCAAUUGGGUUCUGGAGGGCUGAAAAAAAUAGUUAAAUGAGCAAUGCAAUAUUCCGCCACUUUCCCACUAAACCGACCUAUGCUGCAUGCGUGUUGACAAAUCUUUCAUUUUCCAUCCUCAACACAAAACGUAUUUUACAUACUCAUACUUUCUCGCCCUAAUCCACAAGUUUCUUUCUCAACGGAAAGUCACCUUUCUACUCCACUCCACACGAAACAAGCCCUCCAUUUUUUUAAGAAUCCCACCUCACUAUAUAUCUCACAUGCUUUCUUUUCAAUUUCUCACUCAAACUCCCUCUCCCUUCACCUGCUCUCUCUCUCUCUCUCACACACACACACACAUUCACAGUUCCAUGCAGUUAUCUUUAUAGCUUUCUCUAACAACUUCGCUUUUAGUCUUCAACCACCUGAUUUAUACACCCCUUUUAAUAAAAUGGGCAAUUGUGUUGUUCUUUGUAAACCCAGUUCAGGGUCUUGCAUCAUGCCAAAAAAGGUUAAGAUUGUGAGGGUAGCUAAACCAGAUGGGAAGAUACUAGAGUUUGGCACUCCAAUCCAUGUCAAAGAUAUCUUGACAAACUAUCCAGCUUAUGGUGUUGGUGUUUCAAAGAAAGUCACAGAACCUCUUUCAGCUGAUCAUGAAUUGAAGUCAGGGAGAAUGUACUACUUGCUUCCUUCUCUGCGUUCCCCUCCAAAUCUUGCAUCUUUAAGGAGCGCUGAGACAGAUGGUGGGAUAAAGAGGAUCAAAGUUAUCAUAACGAAGCAGCAACUUGAGCGGUUGGUGAACAAACAGAUCUCCGUAGAGGAUAUACUAUCAGAGGUUCAAACGUUUGGUGUUAAGUUUCUGGACAAUCGGAAACCCAAAUUGGACUCUAUUCCCGAAGAGAAUGAGUAACAUACGACAUAGAAAUCCUAGCUAUUUCUCUAAAUUUUCUGGCUGUUUCACCUUUCAUUUCCCUUUUUCCUUGGUUAUAGUACCUUCUUUCUGAUGUAGUCGCAGGACUUGUGGCCGUUGUUGUAAUGCUUUAUGUUUUCCUCUCGUUUUUUAAGGAAGUUUGGUUGUAAAAACUGAUACAAAUAUGUAAAGGUAGACAGAGAACCUAGCGUAGAAAAAUAUUUAUGGGUAGUUUCUAAAUUUUGCAUUC